AUGAGCACUUUGAACAACGUCGAGUCCGUCACCCAUCAGCAGGGCAGCUUCAAGCCUUCUAUUGCCCGCGAGGGACCCAUUACAGACAAGGGUCACAAGCCCGGUGUCAAGGUUAACGAGGCCGACCAGCGUCCCGAAUACCACAUGGAGUCUUUCCCUCCUGGCACUGCUCCUGCUAGCAACUCUUACACUUCGAAUACCAACGAAGUCGGCAGUCAGGCUGACAACCCCAAUGUCCUCCGCGCACACGGCAAGGAGUCCACCUACACUUCUCCCGCCGACACUUUGACGGGUGCCACCUCCCAAGACGUUCACACCGGUCUCGGUAAGCCUCUGCAGGGCCAGUCUGGUGUUGAGCUUGCCCAUGAUGGCGCCCACGGUCGAAAGAAGCAAUCCUCCGGCUUGGGGGGUGUAGGUGCAACCCACGAGCACCGUGGCCUCGAGCGCCAGUUUGUCAACCAGCGUGGUCUGGAGAGAGAGGAGGGUGCCAACGCUGGUACCCGUGGCAACAAGGCUGAUCGUGCCGCCGAGGAUAUGGAGCCCGAAGGGGCUGAGACUUUGGACUCUGAGUGGAAGUACGAGCCUCGCACUCAGCGUGAAAAGAAAUAG
Messenger RNA from Penicillium atrosanguineum, 609 nucleotides. RefSeq lists its product as uncharacterized. The record is from RefSeq and is a predicted model, not a curated record. The transcript has 2 exons. The coding region runs from base 1 to 609 and encodes 202 amino acids. Lineage: Eukaryota; Fungi; Ascomycota; Eurotiomycetes; Eurotiales; Aspergillaceae.